Messenger RNA from Sus scrofa (pig), 930 nucleotides. Its product is annotated as olfactory receptor 4A47-like. Gene Ontology annotation, cellular component: membrane. NCBI's taxonomy places the organism in Eukaryota, Metazoa, Chordata, Mammalia, Artiodactyla, Suidae. The record is from RefSeq and is a predicted model, not a curated record. Gene Ontology annotation, biological process: G protein-coupled receptor signaling pathway. Gene Ontology annotation, molecular function: olfactory receptor activity; G protein-coupled receptor activity.
UAGAUGGAACCAAGGAACAAUGUGACUUACUUUGUCCUCCUGAGCCUCACACAGAAUCCAAAUGAACAGAAAGUCCUUUUCGUUAUGUUUUUCCUCUUCUACGUUUUGACUGUGGUGGGGAACACGCUCAUUGUUGUGACUGUCACUUUCAGUAAGACUCUGGGCUCACCAAUGUACUUUUUCCUUGCUAGCUUAUCAUUUAUGGAUGUCAUUUAUUCCUCAUCUAUUUCUCCCAAACUGAUUUCAAGCUUGUUCAUUGGGAAAAAUACCAUAUCAUUCCAAUCCUGUAUGAUCCAGCUUUUUACAGGGCACUUUUUUGGUGGAUCAGAGGUCUUCCUUUUGUUGGUAAUGGCCUAUGACCGCUAUGUGGCCAUUUGUAAGCCCUUGCAUUAUUUGGUUAUCAUGAGGCAGUGGGUGUGUAUUGUACUCUUGGUGGUAUCCUGGGUUGGGGGUUUUCUUCACUCAGUCAUUCAACUUGGCACUAUUUAUGGGCUCCCAUUCUGUGGCCCCAAUGUCAUUGAUCACUUUAUCUGUGACAUGUACCCUUUAUUGAAACUUGUCUGCACUGACACCUCUGUCAUUGGCAUCUUAGUGGUGGCUAAUGGAGGCUUGAUCUGCAGUAUUGUGUUUCUGCUCUUACUCAUCUCCUAUGGAGUCAUCUUGCACUCUCUAAAGAACCUGAGUCAGGAAGGGAGGCAGAAAGCCCUCCAGACCUGUGGUUCUCACAUCACUGUGGUUGUCUUCUUCUUUGUCCCCUGUAUUUUUAUGUAUGCAAGACCUGCUAAGACCUUCUCCAUUGACAAGUCAUUGAGUGUGUUUUAUACAAUCAUAACCCCCAUGCUGAACCCAUUAAUCUACAGUCUAAGAAAUUCUGAGUUAACUAAUGCUAUGAAGAAACUCUGUGGAAGAAACACGAAGAGGAUCAUAUGA